Molecule: messenger RNA, 774 nt
Organism: Triticum turgidum subsp. durum (durum wheat)
Lineage: Eukaryota; Viridiplantae; Streptophyta; Magnoliopsida; Poales; Poaceae
Source: the annotation of a GenBank genome assembly
AUGAUGGGACACGACUAUUUGGUGGAGGAGCUUGGGGGAGAUGUGAAUGCUCCUGGAAUUGGAAGCGUAGCUCUAGGUGCAACUCCGUUUAUGAUGUCAGCUCAGUCUGGUGAUGUUCCCACUGUCAAGUAUUUCCUUGAUCAUGGUGGUGAUCUAAUGAAAGCAGAUGACAAGGGACGCACAAUUCUCCACCAUGCUGUCUCGGCAGGAUGCUGCAAGGUAACAGAGUUCCUCCUUUCAAAAGGGGUGCCAGUUGACAUAGACUGUGGCCGUGGACCACCACUCUUCAUGGCUGCUACAAAUGAGCAGGAUAAGACACUGAAGAUUUUACUGGACCACCACGCAAAUCCUAACAUCAUUAUCAGUGGUGCCACUACUCCCCUGCUGAGUGCUCUUAUUUACCGUUCAUUGAAGUGCAUGAAGCUACUCAUUAAGGCUGGUGCAGAUGUUAAUUGCAAGGCUUCCACUAUGACACUUUUGGUGUUUGCUACAAUGCAAGGAGGUUAUACCAACUUCAUUAAGUUUCUGUUGAAGGCUGGAGCUGAUCCUAAUAUUCCCGAUGAUUUGGGUAGGUUACCAAUAGAGCUUGCUGCAUUACGAGAUUGCAAGGAAGAGGUUGAAAUGUUGCUUCCUUUGACUACGCCAAUUCCAACUGUCCAAAACUGGAGUAUUGAGGGGGUAAUUUCCCAUGUGAAAAAUGAAGAUAAAAAACCAAUGUAUUAUUGUAAGCUCGGGUUACUAUGUAGACAACACCACAUUAUGGGGUUUUCUUAG